GAGGUGAAGAGGCUUUGGAGCAGAGUUUCGGGCGGUUGUUCUCUCCCAGAGGAAGAAGAGGGUGUGAUCGACAUUUACCUGUCCGGUGCUACCAGGUGUUCUCGUCGUGACUACAUGUCGGUCGUCGAAUUUCAUUUGCUGUAGGACGGUAAACACUGGCUUCACUCAGGAGUAAAGCGGAGAAGGCAUUAAAGGAUGCUAAGAAGAUCCUGACUCGUGGCCCCAACAUGAGUGUGACAUCAUGGUUCCUGGUCAGCAGUUCUGGCACACGCCACCGGUUGCCACGGGAGAUGAUCUUUGUUGGCCGGGAUGAUUGCGAGUUAAUGCUGCAGUCUCGCAGUGUGGACAAACAGCAUGCUGUGAUCAACUAUGACCCAAACACUGACGAGCACAUGGUUAAGGACUUGGGCAGUUUGAAUGGGACCUUUGUGAAUGACCUAAGAAUCCCUGACCAGACGUACAUCACCCUGAAGCUCUCAGACGUCAUUCGAUUCGGUUAUGAUGCUCAUGUAUAUAUCCUGGAGAAGAGUCAACAUAAGGUCCCAGAGGAAGCUCUCAAACAUGAGAAGUACACCAGCCAGCUGCAGCUCAGUAUAAAAGCCCUGGAGGCCAAGGCGAAAGAAAAACAGCAGCUCCAGAGCUCAGAGAGGAGCAAAGACUCUCUUUCCAAUAUCAAACUGCAGGACAGGGCUGAGCGCAGAGCCCACUCACUCACAGCUGGCAUAGAUUCUCCAAUAUCCAAGCCUACUCCUCUGUACGGCCAACCGUCGUGGUGGGGGGAGGAUGAUGAUCCUGCCAACAAAAAGGUGGAAAGAAGUGGAAAAUCGCCAGACCAGGAGUCUCCAGAGCCUGGUAGAGAUGGGUCCAAAUAUGCGACCAACGGUUCUAUGUCCGACAGUCAGGCCAAGUCUAUCUUCUCCUACCGCCGGGAGCCCAGCUACUUUGAGAUCCCAACAAAGGAGAUCCUGCAGCAACCGGCCAAAAAGCCUGAAUCGCAAGUUCACGAGGUUCCCACAAAGGAUACCCCCGAUCCCACUCAAUGUGUCCCCUCCACCCCCACACCUCCUGUGGUCCAAAGCCACGCCUCCUUCACCAUUGAGUUUGAUGAAUGCACACCAGGUAAAAUGAAGAUCAAAGACCAUGUGACCAAGUUUUCAUUCCGCCAGCAGCGAAAGCUACCCUCCACAGAAGCUGUUACCACACCCACUGAGGUGAUGUCACCAGAAAACAAAGUUGCUGAUUGGCUGGUCCAAAGCAAUGCUAGCAUGAUUAGGAGGAGGUCACAGGCUGAAGACAUGUACAGUACAAACAGUGACCCGUCAUUUCUGAAAACCACCAAGGAAAACGACAGUGAAGAUGGCACUCGCAGUGAUUCAGGGGAUCCUGCAAUCAAUGGAAAGGAUUGUCUGCAAUCAGAACUUCAGAUUGGGUCCCAGGUGUCUCCACAACCCCUUAGAACCCCCCCACAACGCUUCACCUCCCCUGACUCUGAGGAGCCCUUGUCCUACUCUCCUCCAGAGUCGCAGUCCCUUUCCAGUCUCGGCAAGGCUGAGCCUCACCAGGCCUUUGUCAUUGAAUUCUUUGAUGAUAACCAUAGAAAGAAGCGCUCCCAGUCCUUUACCAAUAACACUACCCCGCCUGAGCCCUCAGGCCUCAGAGUCCAGCUGGAAAAGACAAGGAAGACCUCAAGCCCAACAGGGGAGAGACAAACCCCAUUUUCACCCUCUUCCACUCCCCCAACCCAACGAUACACUGUCCCCCUGAAGGGCCCUGCUUCCACAGGUCCCCAAAGAACUGGCUCUCUGCGAAGGGAGAAGACAGAGGACCGAAUCAGCACCAGCUUUUCCUCCCGCUCUUCAUCUUCUGCCUCUAUAAGACCUUUUAGCAGUGUGGGCCGGAGAUCCAAACUCGCCAUGGAAUUUACUGCUGAAUUUCUCAAGCAAACAAAGCAGGCCUCUUCUGCCAGCUGGGAGAAAAAUACAUCUAGUUCCCCUAUAGCAGCUAAAACAGAGGCAGUUGUAAGAUCACUGUCUAGUCCCCCUCCUUCCAAUGCUCCCUACCAGCCCCAGACUUCCUCUCCUGUCAACAAGCCUGUUCCCCUCAAGGCGCCUGUGAUGCCCCUGGUAUCUCAUGGCGUGGAAGUCAAGAGCCCCAUUAUCGGCCUCAGGAAUGAAGAGGAGGACAGUCUGAGUGAUGCAGGAACCUACACCAUUGAAGAAGAUGUCCAAGAUAAAGAGCUGGAAGAGGCACGGAGCAAGAUUGACCAGGUGUUUGGUGUUGUUCAGAGCCCAGAGCGAACCGACCAGAGUGAAGCAGAAACAUCAUCAGCAUUUAGGCCUGUUAUUGAUCAGGGCAGGGAGCAGCAUAGGCAGAGUAGCAGUGGGCAGGUUCAGCCAGCAGGUGCAGUGUUACAAGGGGCUCCUAAGUGGAUGUCUUGCUGGGCCAGCUUGGCAGACAGCUACACAGAAUCUGGUCCCUCAUCUGGCCUCUUUGACAUCCCUUCCCAGAUGGAGCUGUCAGGAGGGGCACAAGGUACAAUCAUCCACAAGGCCACGCUCAGCCGUAACCAUGACAGUACAGACUCGAGAGCUCGACGCAUCCUGCCCCAGCUACCAGUGGGGGAGAAGAGUGACAUUCCAACUCCCAGCAUUCAUGUUCAUUAUGACCUGCAUUCAACAUUUGAUGUAGCAGAGAAUAGCUUAGAAGUCCCCAGGUCUCAGGAUGGUGUUCACAGGUUGUCAGUGCAGGAUGAUGUAGAGCCUGACAGCUUGAGUGAUGCCAGCAAAUCCGAUGAUGGGUCCAUCAUAGAGCAGAGGAGUAGACCGCUGUCAGAUACAGAGGAGAAGGAAAAUGAGGAGACCAUGUUCCGAGCCAAGUCUGCUUCAUUCUACAUCGAGUCAGAGGAGGCUGAGUCCAAACCAGAAUGCGGAGGCUCAAAAUCCAGCACACCUAAGACUGAGAGAAAACAAAAAACUUUCUCAACAGCCACCCUGACCAGACCGAGGAGUAACCUGGACCCUGGAAAAGUCCAGCCCAGUGCGUCAGCUCCUAUCUUGGGCCAGAGGACACAGAGUCCAGAGUCCAAAGAGGGCGCAGGGUCUCCAUUAAUUAGACAAGAGAGCUUCACCAAGGACCGGCCUAGCAAUGCCAGAUUGCCCAACAUCUCUAGCCAGCCGGCUCAAAAGGACCCAGACCCUGAAUUAUUCCAGGGAGCUUGCAAUCAGGACACUCACUCUUACCUCAAAGAGACAGAAGAUGUUCUGGCUGUUCUGGAGGCCAAACUCCAAGCAGCACCACCAGAAACCACUCCGUCUCCAAUAAUGGACUCUCUUUCUGGGGAGUCUGAUGUAGAUACCUCCAGCACAGUCAGCCAGCACAGCAGUAAGACCAAGUCAAACACAGUGACGAAAAAACCCUCUGCCAGUGGCCUCCAUAGGGAAAGGUCUUCAGCUAGUAUAGCUAGUCAGGACUCAAAUCACCAGUCUGUGUCAUCAGAAAAGCGCCGUUUUCAGAGAGCAGAUAGCAGCAAUAAGUCCGAAUCUGUCAGGAGGCAAGUUGGACUGAGACGUAGUGUUGGGAAAUGUGGUUCCACAGACCUAAGUGACGACCCUAACAGCUUACCUUACUCUGAUCAGGAGUCUAACACCUACCAAACCCGCAGGAAGUACACUGUGCCCCUUCAGAAGGAGGAAACCAAGACCCCCAGAGUGCUCCAGGCCUUGAAUCGUGCCAACAGCUUGUCAGCUCCAAGACCCACCAGGGCAUCCAUGCUACGUCGUGCUCGCCUGGGAGAGGCCUCAGACAACGAGGGCACGGAGACAGACAGGCUGUCACAGGAGGCGGGCAAUAUUUCAGCCAAGCAGCCUCAGGAAACCAAGAAACUCUCCAGGCUGGAUAUGCUGGCGAUGCCUCGUAAGCGGACAAGCUCGUUUAACACACCAAGCGACACUGAGGCGUCCUCCACCCCACAGUGGACGGGCAGGAGCACAGGAUUCUCCAACCGCAGCACAGAGUACGGCAGCAGCUCUGUUCGAAGGGCCUCUGCUCCGGCGUCGAAACCUGUAGAAAAGCAGCAGAAGUCAGUGCUCAACAAGACCCCAGUCACCCGCGGACGUUCAAGCAGUGCCAAAUAUGCCAGCAGCACAGCAAGCUCCAGGAGGCGACAGAAAGGCUCUGACUAUACCUCUACCUCAGAUGAGGAGUACGACUCAAACCAGAGCACUCCUAAACACAAACGCUCCCAACCUUCCUCAGCUUCCCACAGCCCACGCAGUCAGCCUCGGCCACAGCCGGUGGUCACCCUGCGGGCAAAGCCCCGCAGCAGAGAUUCUGAGGAGGAAAACCAAGAGGGAGACGCCCUCCAAAACUGGUCCACUCACAGUGCUGAGAUUGCACGGUUGAGUCAAGACCUGGCUAAAGACUUAGCUAUUUUGGCCAGAGAGAUCCACGACGUGGCAGGUGACGGUGAUCCACAGAACCCUGGAGUGGAGAGUGACACACCUGUCUCCACAGUGACCACUCAUGAACAGCUUGUUCAGCAUAUUCCAGAGGCUGGAUUAAACUAUCAGAGAGUCCCACCAAGUUCUGCAUCUACAAGGGAGCCUGACCAGAGCCCAAGUGACCACGAACAGAAUUCCGGGCAGCGAGCUCGGAGCAGAGACGAGGUCGUUGUGGACAACCUGAUGCUGAAUCCAGUGUCUCAGAUCAUCAUGGCCAUCAGAGAAAACACAGAGCAACUUGCUGACAAAAUUAAGGUUCUGUUCCAGGACAGGGUGGAUAUCUGGGAAGAAAUUGAGGCAAAGGUUAAUUCUGACAAUGAUGUCCCUGUUGUCAAAACCUCCAACAAGGAAAUCAUGUCUAUCUUGAAAGAACUUAAGAGAGUUCAACGACAACUUGAGGUCAUUAACACAGUCAUGGAGCCCAGUGAGCAGCUCGAAGCAUCCAAGGCCUCAGCCUCUGCCAUCACGUCCUCGUCUGGAGUUCAGAUCUCUAGACCUUCUUCCUCGCGAGACUGGAGAACCGUCCACUCUGUGUCUAAACGAGGUGGCGGCCCGAGGCCCGGUGACGGUGUCAGGAGAGCAGCUGUGACACCAGAUGAUCUCAGAAAAGGAUAUUUGGUCUGAGAUCUGAUGCAAACACAAAGUGCUGACUUCUGCUGUUUCACCACACAUGCAGGUGUCGGGCCAUUGUGUGCGGAUUGAAACCAAGAGGGUGGAAGUGAGACUGGAUACUCAGAGCUGUACCCCCCUGCACAUUCAAGCAUACACACUACUGCACUAUGAGCACUACACACCUACACUGUGCUGUAAUACACAAUGAGGCCUGCACUAAAGGCCCUUAAAAUACACUCAUCUGUGAUGAUUUGAGGAAGUACCAUAAUACCCCCCUUCACCUGUGAAAGGCCUCAAAACUAUACUUGAUUCUGUGUGUUGGGGAUUGUUCUCAUUAUUUACCAUUGAUAUGACCAAUUUAGCUGAUUUUAAAAGCUCAUUGUCAUUAUUUGGUUUAAUUGAAAACCAACCUGAGCUUAAUCAACUCAGGGAAAUUUAUUAACAAAUCAAAUAUUUGUGUUUAGUGACAAAUAAAAUAUUUGUUCUAUUCAGAAAAAAAGGCACACAGAUGUUGGUGUACUGUGUGUCCUUGGUUUUGUCUUUGUUGUUUGCCACUUUUCUCUUUGUGAACCAGAUUCAUGGACGAAUGUAAAAAGUAUUUAUUAGGGGUCUUUUGUGAGACACUGGGUAUUUUGUAUCCGAGACAACAUAGCUUUGGGAGAGAGCUGGUAGACUCUAGUGCCAGACCAAUUCAUAUUACAUUACACAGUCGCUACCAGCCAAUAUCUUGUGUAUUUAUUCACAUAUUUCCCAGUGGACCGACUGUGUCCAGGUCUUCUAUCUAUUUUGCGCAGCUGGAGGUGAAAAUCCCUCAGGAAUGUGUGUCCAAAUGGAAGUUGUGGCUGAGUCCAUGGUUUAGUCACCUGGCAACCACAAACUCAAGUGGCUAUAAAACACUAGUAGCCAGUUUUCAAGCGUUCCUGUGCUUCUACCUUCUGAGAAAUGCAUUUUUAUUUGUGUUAAACACAGUAUGGGGCUUGAAACUUGUUUUUUUUGUUGUGUUGUCCUCCAUGCCUGAAGAUCACAGUUAGCUCUGAGGGUUUGACAAUCAUAAAAAAGACUGACGGGAAUAAGUCUCCUUUAUCGGUGUUGUACUGAGCUCAUCACACAACACUCAAACCUCCAUAUGUUGGUGUUAAACACUAAGAGCUGGUAUAAGAUGUGAUAUUUCCUCAGUCUGUCCAGUCACAAGGUCCUCACAUGACAGGAGAAGUAAUGUCAUUUUUUUUUUAGCAUAUAUGUUGAGAAAUUGUGUGAAACUGUAAAUCUGAUUGUUAGUUUGUGACACUCUGUUGUUCACUAUGUAAAUAUCUAAAGAUAUCUAUAUGUCCUACAAAUUACCUCUCAAUCUUGUCUUUUGCACUAAUGUAGUACAGCAAUAUCCCCUCAACCUGAUAUGCUGCAAAACUGAAAGCCUUUACAGAUUGUCAGCAUUUGAUGCUGUUGGAGUUGAAGCAGGAAAAAAGGCAGUACCAGUAAACCAGCAAGUUCCCAGUGCAGACUGUACAUGUGAUUGUUAUUGGGAAGUACCUAUAAGUGCCACAGAGCUGUGUGGGGAUAAUGUUUCAUGCAGCCAAGCACAGUGGUUGUUUACAAACUCAAGCAAAAACUGAAUGUUUGUUCUUUCUUGCUCAAAGUAUUGCUGCUACUUAUCAUCUUUGGGAUAGUAUUUUCCCUUUGCUUUACUCCAUCUAAGCUACAGAAAGUCAGAGUUACAGUUGAACUCUUCUGUGUCAAAUUUCUGUCCCAUUUUUGAGAUUCAGUUUCUGUUUCCCCUCCUUCCCCCCCCACCCCCACCCCCCCAGAAUGAUUUGGUUGUAAUCUUGCUGUCUUGUUAGCUGGUAUUUAUGUUUGGUUUUUUGUGUCAUUUCUUAGAUGGUGAUUCCAGAUUUGGUUUUGUUUUUGUUUUUUUCAAAUAAAUUUGAUUAGCAAAGCAGUUUUAUUUGACUCUU
Molecule: messenger RNA, 7063 nt
Organism: Seriola aureovittata
Lineage: Eukaryota; Metazoa; Chordata; Actinopteri; Carangiformes; Carangidae
Gene: cep170ba
Product: centrosomal protein 170Ba
Exons: 19
Coding region: 228-5123 (1631 amino acids)
Molecular function (GO): protein binding
Source: RefSeq, a predicted model, not a curated record